Molecule: messenger RNA, 3611 nt
Organism: Ornithodoros turicata
Lineage: Eukaryota; Metazoa; Arthropoda; Arachnida; Ixodida; Argasidae
Gene: gny
Product: dolichyl pyrophosphate Man9GlcNAc2 alpha-1,3-glucosyltransferase-like
Exons: 13
Coding region: 94-1677 (527 amino acids)
Biological process (GO): protein N-linked glycosylation
Cellular component (GO): endoplasmic reticulum membrane
Molecular function (GO): dolichyl pyrophosphate Man9GlcNAc2 alpha-1,3-glucosyltransferase activity
Source: RefSeq, a predicted model, not a curated record
GUUAGCCCGUUUCGGAUACUUUCGGUUUGAAUUCAAAGCGUGGCGGCGUGGCGACGUUUUGGAGUAGUCGAGUGUGUUGUGCCUUCUAAAUGCAUGAAAAUAUAUUUUGACAUUGUACGCGCUUCAGAAUGUGCAGUGUUGUGUGUAACAUUUGACGCACAUAAGCUGUUGAAGACGUGUUGUUGCCUUGCCAGCGUUGUGGAAAUGAUGGCCUCCUCACGAGUUGACGACGUUUGCUAUUUUGGCAUCUUUUUAGCAUUGCUCUUGCGAUGGGGUACAUCGUUGUACCCCUACUCGGGCGCUGGUAAGCAACCCAUGUUUGGAGAUUAUGAAGCUCAGAGGCAUUGGAUGGAAAUUACUGCGAACCUGCCAGUUCACGAAUGGUACAGAAAUAGCUCCCAGAACGAUCUGCAGUACUGGGGGCUAGACUACCCUCCACUGACGGCAUACCACAGCUGGAUAUGCGGGAAAAUCGCUUCAUUUAUUGAUGACCGAUGGGUGGCCCUUCGGAGUUCCAGGGGCUUUGAAAGUUACGAGCACAAGUUGUUUAUGCGAUAUACUGCAUUGAUUUCGGAUGUCUUGAUAUUCUUUCCUGCAAUUUUCUACUUCUGGUUCGCUGCAGCAAGAUCUUCCAUAAUGAAACCAAGGGAUAUUGCAGUGGCAAGCACAGCGAUGCUAUUGCAUCCAGGAGUGAUUCUGAUUGACCACGGACACUUCCAAUAUAAUUGCGUGAGCCUCGGCUUGGCCUUGUGGGGCAUUGGGCUUGCGGAGACUGACCACUUGCUGUUGUCAGCUCUAGCGUUCUCACUCUCACUUAAUUAUAAGCAGAUGGCUUUAUAUUAUGCCAUCCCAUUCUUCUGUUACCUUCUCGGCACUUGCCUCACAAGAAAAGGACUGCUCGCCAAAUUGAGGCUGUUCUUAUCACUGGCGGUCGUCGUAGCUAUGACGUUUGCAGCUUGUUGGGCACCAUAUCUAAGGAAUUUGGAUGACACUACACAAGUGCUGAAGCGCUUGUUCCCGGUCGGCAGAGGCCUUUUUGAGGAUAAGGUUGCCAACAUUUGGUGCACCCUGUCCGUGGUGGUCAAACUGAAGAAUCUUUACUCGCCUUCCCUACUUGCGUGGCUCAGUGGAGUUCUCACACUGGCUGCGGCUACUCCGUCUGCGGUCGACCUCUUGCUACGUCCCACGACCGAACGCUUCCGCCACUGCCUCGUAAAUUGUUCCCUAGUUUUUUUUCUUUGUUCCUACCAAGUUCAUGAAAAGACCAUUCUAUUCCCUGCACUAGCCUUUUACCUUUUACUUCACAAGCACCCAGCGUCAGUUCUCUGGUUCUCUAUAAUAGCUACAUUCAGCAUGUUCCCGCUCCUCCUCAAAGACGGGCUCGUCAUCCCGUACAUUGCACUUGGAAUGCUCAACGUAGUUUUGUUCUACAAGGCAUAUCUCGAAAAAAGUGCAUGGCCCCCAAAAUUUACUGUAGUGUUCACGUUGUCUGUCGUCGGUUGCGCAUUACUGAAUAUCUGUCACCUGGCUGUGCAACCACCAACAAGAUACCCUGACCUCCACACAGUUUUAAAUGCCAUUUAUAGUUGUGGGCAUUUUGUGCUCUUUGCUGUGUACACACAUUACUUGCAGUUUACUCUCCCUGCAGAGAGGUACACAAAGGUCAAAAGGAAAUGAGCUUCUCAAUCCUGUCCAGUCCAGGUUUUAGGACAAGGAGAUCCCGCUACAUUCUGUACAGCGAAUUGAAAACUUCAGUAUCCGUUGUUUAAGUAGUCUUUAUUCAAAAAAAUAACUAGUUUUACAUAUAGUGUAAAUAAGUCUUGGAUAACAUUUCUUUCACUGAAUUGUGUGUGGUCACGAAUAUUUCCAUUGCAUAAUGAGUACAUUUCUGACUAAGGCACUUCUGAGGCUUUUUAACAACACAUGCAUUUCUGCUAUGCCAGAACAGUUUCCUUGCAGCAGACUCUUGAUAUUUUAUUUUUAUUUGGAAGGGUACAGGGACAUUUUGUACUAAAUAUACAGGGCAACACACCCUUACACGAAAAGAAUAAUAGCAUUGUUUCAAAGUACCUUUCAUACUUAACAUAAACAACCUUAACUACAUGCGUUGUGCAUAGAGCCUUGUGCUUUGGUAAAAACCCCAACAUAAGCCACCCGACUCUUACCCCUCUGAUUUGCAUCACCGUCACUUCGGUUAAAACCCUGAAGAAAACAUUGUGCACACUCACACACUUAUUAGGCAAAGGUGAAAAUGAAAUACAAUGCACUCAGCAUAAAACAUGGAGACAAAGUUCUAGUUUUCCACAGUGUCUCCAGCAAUAUAUAAUUAGAGCCUGAAGUUUUCGGGAAAUAUUUAUUUCUAAAUUUGGGGUGUAAAAAUCGGGUAAAUAAACAUGCACACUAAAUUCAUGCGAAUUCGGGUGAAAAAAACUUCCAGUACACUAAAAUUUUGAGAGAAAACGGGCUCUAUUACAAACGAACUGUACUGGUUUGGUACAAACGGUGAUGUAACUGCAUUUGCUGCCAAACAAGUAAGUUAUUGCAUUCCUACAUACGUCGCAGUGAAGGCAAUUUGCUGGUUAAAUAUGGGGUUUCACCCUACAGUGUCAACCUUCAAUUCGGGGAAGAAUCGAGUAAAACCCUAAAACUUCAGGCUCUAAAUAUAUUUGCCUCUGUACACUAAGAAUGGUUCAGCAAACAACUCAGAUGGAGAGUAAUCACUGGAAAUUGCUAAAUGGUUGAUUGUGUCAAGGAAACGAAUCGGGGACGGCCGCCGGAGUUCCUGAGAAGCACUGCCCAUAGAAGCAGGUGUAGCUUGAAAAUACAGAUCUUCCUUGUCACUUUAUGCGCAAAUAAAGUGGCCAAGGCAAAACAUGUUUUGGCAGAGCCUCUUCAUUGCACAAGGUGGCAAAAAUUUGACAAACCAUCACCACCUGUGCAUGAAAGCUAUUUGGUGACAGUGUUGCAAUAUUGUGACAGUCCAAUGUAUUAUAACUGCUUUUACCACGUAUAGAGCAUAUAUGGUUAAAACAAAUAAUUGCAACAAGAAUUCUAUUGUGGAUGGCAUGCAUAUCAUCUUUGUUAUAAUGCUGCAAAUAUCACAAGAAUAACAGCUUUGGCACUUGGGUAAUGUUAGUAAGGCAAAUAAACUAGCAAUACAUAGUGAAUACAUUGCAUCCAGACUAGCUAUGACACCACAUGCUCAAAGGCAAGGUCAUGUGGAAUACUUAUUGUACAACGCCUGUAGAUAUCACAAUAUGAGACUGGACUACAUAACAUAAGUACAUUGUGGGAACAAUCGUAUUAAGUAGCAAAUCGGGAAGGUGGUAACGCUUCCCUAGUCUUCAGGGCGCACUGCCUAUGCCUACCCUGCUUCAGGUGGUGUUAGACAGGUCCACUGACCAAGCUCGGCAGGUUUUACAAUGAAUAACAUCCGGGAUGUAGUGCAAUUUACAGCAGGUGUUCACACAGGUGUCUUAUAAUUUUAAGCAUGACAUGGGCAGAGAAGCUGUAUUCCGAAUAUAGCAAAAUUGUAGCAUAGUAGCCCUGAGAAGAGGCACUGUUUGGGCAUUCACUGAAAACACAUUAGCAAAUAAAUAAAAUUGAAUUAU